AUGGACUCCUCGUCGUGGAGUGCCCCGGACCACAGUCACAGUCACCAUCAGGCCCUGCAUACGGCAGCCGACGAUGACUUCCACCAGUUCUUGGAUAUAAACAGCAUUGGCGAUCUCUCUGGCGCCUUGAACUUUGACUUCCACGACUUUGCGACCGAUCACCAUCCGGGUCACCAUGCUGGCCACCAUGGCGCUGACCAUCUGCUCCAUUCUUCGGGGGGUGAACACUUGGAUACCCCCAUGACCGGUACUGACAUGUCCAUGAUCUUGUCGCCGGUAGACCACGCCAUGCUCCAACAUCAUGCGCAGCAACAGCAGCAUCAACACCAACAGCAGCAGCAGCAUCAGAUGCCCACCAUUACGACGACUGCCCCAUACCAGAAUACCCCGACGACCUUGAUACAGCCAUCUACACCCUCGGAGGCCGUCCUCAACUCCAUCGAUGCUCAGAUCCAGUUCCUCCAGCAGCAAAAGCUACAUGCUCAACACCAGCAGUUGCAAGAGCAACAGGCCGCCUUCUUUGCUUCUCAACAGAACCACAUAGUUCCUCCAACACCUCAGAGCUUGGAACUUACUGCUGGCUCUAGCCAGAAUUACUAUGCCCAGUCGACACCAUCUGACCAGCACAACUCCGGGCGACAGCAGCAGCAACCGCAGCAACAGCAACGGCAGCAGGCCAUCGACUACAGAUACACAAGGAUCAAAGACCAGCAUGAUAUGUCCUUCACCCCAUUGGUAUCACCGGCUGUCACGCCGCUGGAGACCCAUUUCCCUGUCGAUACGCCUUUUGCCGUUCCCGGAGCCUACUUCAGUCCCCUUACCUCGCCAGCCUUGCAUGCGCAAAAUGACUCUUUGGGGAUUAUCGACCAGAGGCUGGGCAUGAUGAGCGGGAACUCGCCCAGAGAGAUGGAACUCGAACCACCUGCGCUCUCCCAGGCGAGCGUUAGCCCAGGCGACUUGGCUAGGAAGAUGCGCAAGAACGCAGUGAAGGCCAGAGCGAAGAGCGGCGCCGGCAUCAAACAGUCUCCCAUCUCGAAACCCAUACGCAGAAAGACGGCUACCACCCCGAUGCUUAACCCCCAAGCUUUGAACCAACUGAUCGAGAAUGCAGCACCAAGUCAGGAACGCCAACAGCCUCCUAUGCCGUUAAUACAGACUUCAUCUUCGUCCACAGCUGGUGUAACUGAUUCUGAGAAUGGAUCAAUCUCCCCUGAGAACCUCAAUGAUGUUGUCUCGCCAGUUGAGAUGCCUCCGCCACCCCUUCCGAAGCCUCGCUCCGCCAAACCAUCUCCUUUUCUGGCACCUCAAGCGAGUAAUAGUGCUGUGCCUAUUACCCUCCAGCCGGGACGACCUGGAAUUGCCUCACCUGCAACACCGGCGUCACUGAUGAAACUGAGCUCGCCGAGCAAUCGUAACCCUUCUGCGGCAGGAACUGGGUCUCACGAUCCAAUGGAUGCCGACCAUAUCGAAACCUUUGAGCUCCCGGAUUCCAUCAACUUCUCGUCAGUACCAAAACCCGCCCCUAUAAUCACCACUCUUGGAACACCGGCUCUCAAUCCUCUCCAAAAUGCCGCGCCGCCUCUACAAACACCAGGCCCCCCACCACCACCCUCUCCUGCGGUGGCCAAGCCUCUAGCACUUCCUUCCGCCGCUCUUCCCAGCCCGAAGCUGAAGCCCGAUACCGCAAAUAGCUUGAAACGGACACCCCAGCUUUUGCCCAUGGGAAGACACAGCAAAAAGCGCGCGAGCGUGAGCUCGAUCCAGAUGUCCCCGGCCCUUCGGCCCAAGAUCUCGCCCAGCAUCAAGCCUCUACUACCAGGAGGAUCAUCAGGCGCCGAAGAUGCAGCAUCGCUUUUGCUCGCUACGAAAUCCAACUACCAGCGAAUUCUCGAGGGCAACACCGUUCCUGGCGUUUCCUAUCCCAGCGAGCUUUCCACCAACCUCACAUCGAAGCGGACGUCACACAAGAUUGCGGAGCAAGGCAGGAGAAAUAGGAUCAACUCGGCGUUGCAGGAAAUCGCUACACUACUUCCGAAAGCCCCCGCCACAGAGGGCAGAGAGGGGGAUAACGAUGGCAAUAGCAGUAGCGGUGGUGGCGGUGGCAGCGGGGGUGCUGACAAGGAAGAUAAAAAUCAGAAGGAUAAGGAUAAGGCUGGUGGGGGGAUACCGAACAGCAAGGCGAGCACGGUGGAGAUGGCGAUCGAGUACAUCAAGCAGCUGCAAAAGGAGGUUACUGAGGCGAACAAGAGGGCGGAAGAGGCAGAGAGGAAGUUGGGAGAGAUGAAACUGCACGGCGGUGCCGUGACGGGGUCCAGAUCACCCGCUGCUGGUGAUGGUAAUGGCUCAUGUGCUUCAAACACGGAGGCUUACCCGGUCAUCAACGGGGACCGGAAUGCUGAAGAUGGCGGUGACGCGAUGGAUGAAUAA
Sordaria macrospora k-hell is the source of this 2427-nucleotide messenger RNA. RefSeq lists its product as uncharacterized. The record is from RefSeq and is a predicted model, not a curated record. NCBI's taxonomy places the organism in Eukaryota, Fungi, Ascomycota, Sordariomycetes, Sordariales, Sordariaceae. Gene Ontology annotation, molecular function: protein dimerization activity.